Molecule: messenger RNA, 1917 nt
Organism: Staurois parvus
Lineage: Eukaryota; Metazoa; Chordata; Amphibia; Anura; Ranidae
Source: the annotation of a GenBank genome assembly
GGACCACCAGGGCCAUUUGGAGAGAGAGGAGAUAAGGGUCUCCCUGGAAAUGCUGGGGCUCCUGGAGCUCCAGGUCUAAAAGGGAAUAAAGGAGGACCUGGGACAGCAGGACCAAAAGGAGAGCCAGGUCGCAGAGGAGAUCCUGGCACCAAAGGAGGUGCAGGCACUGAUGGACCCAAAGGAGAGAAGGGAGAUCCUGGUCCAGAGGGUCCACGAGGACUUGGUGGAGAAGCUGGCCUAAAAGGAGCAAGGGGUGAUCGUGGAGCUCCGGGACCAAGGGGAGGACAGGGACCAGUUGGAGUGGCUGGCAAAAAUGGCUCACGUGGAGACCCAGGAGACAUGGGUGAAAGAGGAAACCCGGGAGCACCAGGACCUAAGGGAGACAGAGGAAGACCUGGUAUCAGCUACCCAGGACCACGGGGAUCUCCAGGUGAUAAAGGAGACAAAGGACCACCAGGACCUCAGGGAGGACGUGGAGACUUUGGACAAAAAGGAGCUAAUGGACCCAAAGGAGUGAAGGGGGAGCGCGGUGACAAAGGUUCCACAGGAGAGCCUGGCCCCCGAGGACCACCUGGUGAAGCUGGAGGCGAGGGUCACAUUGGACCACCUGGUGACCCUGCUUUGACUGAAUGUGAUGUCAUGACAUACGUACGAGAGACAUGUGGAUGCUGUGACUGUGAAAAACGCUGCGGUGCUCUGGACAUUGUCUUCAUUAUUGACAGCUCUGAAAGUAUUGGCUACACCAACUUUACUCUGGAGAAGAACUUUGUCAUUAAUGUUGUAAGCAGACUAGGAUCCUUUGCCAAAGAUCCAAAUUCUGACACAGGUGCUCGAGUUGGAGUUGUCCAAUACAGUCAUGAGGGUACAUUUGAGGCUAUUCAAUUGAAUGAUCCCCGCAUUGACUCUCUGUCCAGCUUCAAGGAGGCAGUGAGGCGUCUGGAAUGGAUUGCUGGAGGAACAUGGACCCCGUCUGCUCUGCAGUUUGCUUAUAAUACACUAAUCAGAGACACAAAACGUGACAAAGCCAAAGUUUUUGCUGUAGUGAUCACUGAUGGUCGUCACGACCCAAGAGAUCCUGAUGAUGGUCUGAAUUCACUGUGUGUUGGGGACGUCACGGUCAAUGCUAUUGGCAUCGGUGACAUGUUCCACAAAGAAGAUGAUGCUGAGACUCUGACUUCCAUCGCCUGCAACAACCAACAGCAAGUCCAAAAGAUGAAGCUUUUCUCUGAACUGGUUGCUGAUGAGUUUAUAGAUAACAUGGAGGAGCGACUGUGCCCAGACCCUCAUGUUGUGUGUCCAGACCUGCCAUGUCAAUCAGAGCUUGCCGUUGCUCAGUGUACACAGCGCCCAGUGGAUAUAGUCUUCCUUCUGGAUAGCUCUGAGAGGAUUGGAGCACAAAACUUCAAACAAGCAGCAUCUUUUGUAGAGGAGGCCUCUAGACAGCUGUCACUGUCCAAGAAGGAUGACGACACAGCCAACGCCCGUGUGGCCCUUCUGCAGUAUGGUGGAAAAGAUGAGCAGGCGAUGGCAUUCUCUCUUACCUACAACCUGACAGAGAUUUCCCAAGGUCUUUCACGUGUCACUUAUUUUGGCUCUUCCUCAAACAUCGGAAAUGCCAUUAUUUAUGCCAUUAACAACAUCCUUCAAGAUAAGACCAGGGGAGCACGAAGGUUUGCAGAGACCUCUUUUGUCUUAAUCACUGAUGGUGUUACUGGUGAGGAAGGCCUGAAGGAGGCUGUAACAGCAAUGAAGAAGAAUAAUGUGGUCUCUACUUUGGUCUCUGUGGGAACAGACCUUGACAUGCAGGUUCUAAGUCAGCUUAGUUUAGGUGAGAGUGCAGCCAUCUUCAAAGAGAAGGAAUAUGCAAAGCUGACUGAAAAUGCCUUCUUGGACAGAUUUGUGCGUUGGGUGUGCUAA